GAAUUUAGAGCAGUCGCAGCUGAUCACACUCUGCUGUCUCUCUCCCCCUCUCCCUCUACAGUACUAGUGAAGUGCCUUUUUCUGGCCUUCUUAUUCACUGCCCCCCACCUCAUCCUUUCCAUAUCCAACACAACCUGACAAUCCAAUUCUCGCUCACCUCUCUCUCUCGCUCUCUCUCUAUAGCCCUCUCUUUCAGUAGUCUCUAGCUCUUAGUACCAGUAAUAUUGUAUACAUCAAGGUUCGACGAAUGAAAUUAAUGAUCAAGUGUUACUGAAGAGAUCAAGGGUGCUGUCGGUGGCUAAUACAUACCUAAAACAACUGUGUUUGUGAUCUUGCUGGUAUUUGGUUUUGAGUUUAAUGGGUCUUAAUUCACUCCAAGUUUGCAUGGAUUCAAGUGAUUGGUUGCAGGGCACGAUUAACGAGGAGUCUGGAAUGGAUUCUUCUUCACCGUCUGGGGAUAUGCUCACUUGUUCAAGGCCCUUGAUUGAGAGGAGGCUUAGGCCCCCACAUGACCAAGCUCUCAAGUGUCCCAGGUGUGACUCAGCACACACCAAAUUUUGCUACUACAACAACUACAGCCUCUCUCAGCCAAGGUACUUUUGCAAGACUUGCAGGAGGUACUGGACCAAAGGAGGCACCCUAAGGAACAUCCCCGUGGGUGGUGGAUGUAGAAAGAACAAGAAAGUGUCUAAGAAAUCAAAUGAUCAAUCAGUUAACCAAAUUAACACUGGAUCAUCUUCCUCCCAUAAUCCUACUGAUCUCCACCUUUCGUUUCCUGAGGUGCAACUUUCACACCUUCAUAACAUACUUGGCUCUCAAGAAACACUUGCAAACCCUAACUUCAUGGAGAGCAAGUAUAAUAUCGGUAUGCUAGAAAACCCUAGGCCUGUAGAUUUUAUGGAUAGUAAGUUAGAAGCUUUAGUGGGGAGCUCUAGGAAUUAUGAUUUCAUGGGGAAUGGUGACUUGGGUAUGGUUAGUGGGCUCGGAGAUAUGAGCCAUCAUCACGGGCUGGCACCAAAUUAUAGUGGUUUUUGCUCUCCAUUCGGGAUGUCCCUUGAUGGAAAUAGUGGCUCUUUCAUGGAAACUUGCCAGAGGUUAAUGCUUCCUUAUGACCAGGGAAAUGAUCAUGAUCAGAAUCCAAUUGAUGUGAAACCAAACACCAAGCUCUUGUCUCUUGACUGGCAGGACCAGGGUUGCUCUGAUGUUGGGAAGGACACAUUUGGAUACCUAAACAAUCUGGGAUCAUGGACAGGCAUGAUGAAUGGUUAUGGAUCAUCCACGACCAAUACUUUAGUGUAAUCUAGUCUAAAGAUCCUAUAUUGUGAUCACUGGUGGAGGGGCCAUCUGCAUAAUUCUAGAUCAUCCAGUAAUCUCUAAGCAAAUUGCCUUUGAUGGAAAAAGGGUUUUUUCGUGUUUUAUUCUAUGAAGGCGCGGUCUCCAAAUCUCUUAGACUUGACGAGCGACAAGAGUGUGAAUGUGAACAACGAGAGUCCAAAAAUGACUGCUUAGUAUCUUAAUAUUAAUUUGUUUUCAUGUUCUUAUCUUGUUUCUAUCUUUUCUUAAUCUGGUGUAUUCAGAUUCAAACAUGUAGGGUUUUGAUUUGUUGUUUAAUCGAGGGAGAUAUAGCAGUGCUUUUUUUUUUUUU
Populus nigra (black poplar) is the source of this 1645-nucleotide messenger RNA. RefSeq names its product dof zinc finger protein DOF5.6-like. The record is from RefSeq and is a predicted model, not a curated record. Gene Ontology annotation, biological process: regulation of DNA-templated transcription. Bases 358 to 1299 code for a protein of 313 amino acids. The transcript is spliced from 2 exons. Gene Ontology annotation, molecular function: DNA-binding transcription factor activity; DNA binding. Lineage: Eukaryota; Viridiplantae; Streptophyta; Magnoliopsida; Malpighiales; Salicaceae.